Messenger RNA from Mizuhopecten yessoensis (Yesso scallop), 3176 nucleotides. RefSeq names its product ferredoxin-fold anticodon-binding domain-containing protein 1 homolog. Gene Ontology annotation, cellular component: cytoplasm. The transcript has 6 exons. NCBI's taxonomy places the organism in Eukaryota, Metazoa, Mollusca, Bivalvia, Pectinida, Pectinidae. Gene Ontology annotation, biological process: rRNA base methylation. Gene Ontology annotation, molecular function: rRNA (uridine-N3-)-methyltransferase activity. Bases 107 to 2293 code for a protein of 728 amino acids. The record is from RefSeq and is a predicted model, not a curated record.
GGACGAGAUGGCGUCGGUCACGUGACUAUCUGAAAGUGGGUUGAUACAAAUUGCAGAUCAUAAUUGCAAGGGAAUUUGCGAAAGGUAUCCAUGAAUUUCCAGGGUCAUGGAUGACAGUAUCCAUGGUGAUGUGCUCCUGGUAGGAGAAGGAGACUUCUCAUUCUCUGUGUCCUUGCUAUCCCAACACUCCAUUGAAAAACUCCAACAUGUGACCACCACUAGCUUAGAGUCAGAAGAGUCCAUCUCAAAACAUCAAGCAGCAGGAGAGUGUAUCCAACAGCUCAGGAAACAUGGUCUGACAGUGCUAUUUCAAGUUGAUGCUACAAAACUCCAUGAAAACCUUGAUUUAAAAAGCAAAACUUUCGAUAGAAUCAUUUUCAACUUUCCUCAUGUGGGUGGAAAAUCCAAUAUAAAGAAAAACCGAAAGCUACUUGACGACUUCUUUCUGAGUGCUUCAAAUGUGUUGAAAGCAAAUGGUAAAAUUUUGGUGACCUUGUGCAAAGGACAAGGUGGAUCAGCGGCCGAUCAACCAAUGAGAGCUUGGCAUAACAGUUGGCAAGUGGUUUCCAUGGCAGCCAAUGCUGGGUUCAUUCUCAGAAGAGCAGUACCUUUUCAGACAAACAGCUAUGUGCAGUACAACAGUACUGGGUUCAGAAGUCAAGACAAAGGAUUUCACACUGAGAGAGCAGUAACUCAUGUAUUUGAGAAGGCAGAGAUGGUUCCUGUACCAGAUCAGACGUCUGUCAGACAUUAUCUGUCUAACAAAGUCAACAGGAGGCUACAUGAGGAGGCUGGCCACCCUGUGUGUGAGGUUAGGAGACAACUGGAGGAGAGGCUCGUUACUAGUGACGGCAUUGAAGUCCAGCUGGUCACUGUCAGAACUCCUAUUCUGAGGCAACCAUUGGAGUGGUCAGGAAAGUCAGCAAUGUCGUCACCAGUGAUGUCCUCCGCACAGCGUGUUGAAAAACUUUGCAUAUCAGAUUCUGAGGUAGCCAUUGAAACUGAAGAUACAUCAUCUGUAACACAUGACAAAUCUACAUGCAGCCACAGAUGUACACGUGGCGACACAGCCACAGGCGACGACACAUCUACACCUGACCAUAUACCUACAUGUGACCACAAAUCUACACACCAGGAGACAUCUGUGCAUGUCAGUACACAUGUACACCAGUGUUACUACCUGGGCUCCAGGAAUCCACUUUCUUGUUAUGGGCCAAUAGUAAAGGAUCACCAUAACAUACCGGAGACAUCAUUGGUCCAAGAGCCAUGUGGUAGCCAAUCAGAUACAAUGACAAAUAUUACAGAAGAGGCAACAGAUUUACAAAAGGACUACACAGAGACAAGACAACAAUCAACAGAAACAGGUGCACCUACAGAAGCUACAAAUAUUUUACUGAAUGAGGAACAUCUACGAAUGUCAAUGCUGGAACAUUUAGGUGACUUUAUACAGCAUACAAAGCAUAGUCCUAAACAGAUCGUCAUAGCAACAGGAGAAGUGUAUAGACGUUGUCAGAUAAACCCUAAUAUACAACCAUGGGGAGUGGAAAUGAUUUGUGUUUUACCAGAACUCUCCACUGAAGAGGAAGAAAAUGGUGAAGAAAAUGUUGAAUCUUUUCCUCAAAAUUUCAACUCCAUCUAUUACCAUGCCAAUCAAAUGUGCACUGAAAUAAAAGCAGCACUCGGAUCAUGUGGGAAGAUUAAUGUAGAAAGAGUAGGCACACCAACCAUAGUAACUACAGAUUUGUAUUCACUUGCUGCAAUAAAUAUGUGUGUUCUUGGUGAAAAAGGGAGAACUGUCGAAACUAUUGGCUCGGUAAUGGUGUACAGACCGAAAGAACAGCUGAGCCGACCUAUUCUGGUGGUGGAUGUAGCCAAAUUGUCGAUCUGUCUGUAUCAGAUUCCACACGAGACACUACUCUGGUCUCCCGACAGGAAAGUCACGCAGCAGUUCAAAAGGGAAGGUGGUGAUUGGCCAAUAUUCAAAACUGUUAGUUUAUACCCACUUACAUUAACUUUUGACAUGAGUUUCUGGGAGAACACUUUUGUGAGUACAUUUGACACCCUGCUGUACUACGAUAUCAUAAGGAGUGUAGCAGGUGAUGAGAUAUCGUCAGUAGAAUUGCUAGAAACUUACCAGGACAUACAGACAGACAGGCCUAGUCGGUGUCGCAGUCGAUGCUACCGACUUACUUUCCUGUCACAUGAUCGGGUGUUGUCAUACAACACUUCCUGGCAACUACAGAGUGUCAUACGACUGGAGGUGGCCCGAAUCAUGGGUGUGGAGCUGAGAUAGGCAGUCAUUCAGUUACAUUUCUUUGUUCAAAGAGAUAAUUACAAUAUCAAAAUUACUUUUCAGUCUUGAUUAAUCAAAUUCUGGUUACAGUUAAGUUAUGUGGGUGUUCUAUCUAAUGUAAAAAAAACACUAUUUUGCCUGAAAUUCACAAAUUCUGAACAGCAAGAAAAACAUGUAAAUAAAACAAUAGGCCCUUGUCAGUAUCUUGCAUUUUUGAUUGAACAGUGUUUGUUUGCAAAAUAUAUUUAAUGCUGAAAAGCAUUUGAAGUUUUCAACACAAAUUUUGAUUGCUGAGUGAGAGCACACAAAACAACUGGUAUACCCAACUGAGCUGUUGACCUUGAGGUUCUAAAAGUGAAACAUGACGCCUUGUCUAGUCACUAUCCAUACAUAUAAAUGAAAUAUCACAUUUAAUUACUUUUUUACAGUAUUUUAUUCAAUUAUUUAACAUAGCUAUAACAUGCAUGCAUUUCAGAGGGAUGGAAUACUCAAUAGCAUGGUUAGAGCUUCUUUAAAUACCUGUCAGAUUUAUUUUUGCUGAUCAACACAUUGCUGUGACUUUGAUACUUUGGAUAAAACCUAUGUGUUGUAGUCAUACUACAUACAUGUAUAUCUGCUAUAUUUCAUUGAAUGAAGUUGAUUAAUUUUAAUGAUAUAGCAUGAAUAAGAAUUGCAGUGAUUUGACCUUGAACCGUAUAUCAAUACUGUGACCAUGACCUUGGAAUUUGGACUUAUAUUUUGUCUUGUCAAAGUACAUUCUUAUGAAAUUUUAUCCAAUACUGUUGAAUAGUUCAAGAUAAUCUGAUAUACAAGAAUUCCACGGAAGUAGAUGUGUCGCCUGCGCAGGAAGCUGGGAGAUUACGAAGAAAUAGAUACACUUUUC